This is a messenger RNA of Daphnia pulex (common water flea), 643 nucleotides long. RefSeq names its product pre-rRNA-processing protein TSR2 homolog. The transcript is spliced from 3 exons. Gene Ontology annotation, cellular component: nucleus. Gene Ontology annotation, biological process: maturation of SSU-rRNA from tricistronic rRNA transcript (SSU-rRNA, 5.8S rRNA, LSU-rRNA). Lineage: Eukaryota; Metazoa; Arthropoda; Branchiopoda; Diplostraca; Daphniidae. The record is from RefSeq and is a predicted model, not a curated record. Bases 61 to 585 code for a protein of 174 amino acids.
UCGGUAGGGUUCGUCCAGACGACCGAGAUCAAGUUGUCGAGUGUCGUCUGCUAUUGACACAUGUGUCUUCGUGCGUGUGUAACGACCAACAUGAGUUUGUUUUCUACGGUAGUGCAAACUCUCUUUGAUAACUGGACGGCAUUACAGCUUGCAGUAGAACACCAGUUGGGUGGAACACAGAGCAAAGAAAUAGCAAAAUGGAUGAAGACUGUAGUAGAAAACUUCUUCAUAGAGAAUGAUGAUGUGUUGGCACAAGAGAUCACAGAGUACAUGGAGGAUCUUAUGAAUAAUGAAUUCAACACUCUGUGUGAAGAUGGCAGUUUAGAAGAGAUGGGAGAGAGUUUGUGCAAAUACUUCCGGUUAAUCAAGGAUGGGAAAGAUGCAGAGGUAAUCCUAGAACUGCAAAAAUAUAAAGGAAGUUCUGUGCAUCUCUGUAAAACUGCCUCAAAUCACGAUGAAUCUACUUUGCAAGAGGAAAAGGAUGAAGACCCAGAUAAUCAAACAGUUGAGACCCCCAAAAAAUCUACAAAAAAUGAGCCUGAUGAAGAUGGUUGGGUUACAGUAACAAAGGGAAAAAAACAUUGAUGAAUAUUUAUGUUUCAUUGGAAAUGUCAAUCCUAAUAAAUGUGAAUUUUUCCCCGUU